AUACACCCAAACACUCACAAAUUCAAUUCUUAUCUCUCUCUCUUUCUCUCUCUCUCGCGCUUUUUUUCUCUCUUCAUUUCCCAUCUCUAUUCACUGUCUUCCUCAAUUUCAAGCGUCGGAACCCUAAUUUCCAUGGAUUCAUCUUCAAGAGCUCUCAAGGGUUUCAAAGAGGGGCGAAAAGUGAGAGUGAUUGCAAAGAUCAAAAGCUUGCCUGGUCAGGAAAUAGAUGGAGAAUCUACGGCAUCUUGGAUCUCUGUGAACAAGCCUAAUGGGGAUGCUUCCGAAUCUGUAGCCAUUUCCUUUGGGGACCAGCCAGUGAGUCGAAAGGAAACUUAUGAAGUAGACUACUGCUACGAGCAAAACGAAGACACUGAAAACAUAUUUACAAGAGAGGUGAAAUCUCUGAUUCCUGGGGUCUUUGAUGGUCAUCAUGCAACAGUUAUCGCAUAUGGUGCAAGAGGCACUGGGAAAACUUCUACAAUUCAGGGUACUAUUGAGAAACAGGGUUUGGCAUCAUUAACCAUUAAUGAAUUACUUCUAAUGGCCAAAGAAAAAGGGAAAUCAGUUUCCAUAUCAUACUAUGAAGUUUACAUGGACUAUGUCUAUGAUUUACUGGAUCCGAAACGAGCAACAGUUCUGGUAUUGGAUAAUGGUCAAGGAAAAAUACAACUUAAGGGACUUUCGCGGAUUCCAGUGAAAUCUCUAUCAGAUUUUCAUGGACUAUAUUUUGUUGGUUCUAGUUCACAUAAACAAGGGCAAAAGAAUACAAAUGAACCUCCUCCUAGAAGCCACAGGGGCUUGAUAGUGCAUAUUUCAUCUACCAAUGAGACUGCGCCAGAUACUCGUUUUGUUUCCAAGAUGAAUUUCGUUGACAUGGCUGGUUAUGAAGAUGCUAGAAGGAGAAGUACUGAUGGCACGAGCCUCGUCGAAAAUAGUAAAAUUAACAAGUCGAUAUACGCCUUGCUGAAUGUUGCUUCUGCUUUGAAUUCAAAUGAUAACCACGUGCCAUAUCGAGAAAGUAAGCUUACACGCAUUCUGCAAGAUUCCUUGGGAGGAGCGCAAAGCAAGAUUUUGAUGAUUAGUUGCUUGAAUUCAUCAUUUUGCCAAGACUCCAUCUACAUGGCGAACUUAGCAGCUAGAUCUUGUCAAGUAAUUAAGCGCGUUGCUUCAAGUGCCAUUAGGAAAAUGAAGAGUUCAACAAAUUCUGCGGUGCAUUCAUCACUUAAAAGCCAAAUACCCAAGAGCGUUUCUGCAACUGCAAAGAAGCAGACCAUCUCCCGAUUUUCAUUUUCUGAAAAGAAGGCUAGUGUUAGUACAACCUCCUCUGCAAUGAAAGGAAGGAAGUUGUUCGAUGAUGCAACAAGUUAUUUGGGAAAACUGGACAAGGAAACUAAAUUGUCAAGUGCAUCUUCUAGACGUGAACGUUUGAAGAAUGGAGGACCUAUUUCUGUUAUAGACCAGGUGAAACCAUUGUCAUGUUCUAUAAAGCCGGAAGAAGAAUCUACUUCUGCAUUGGAGAAGGAACUAUCUGUUGCAGAAAUUUCCAAUUCGGUAGAAACUACUAUUGUGCCAGAGGUUGUUUCUAAUAGCAAGCAAGAACCUGAAAGAAUCGAUAACGACAUGAGUGUAUUAUCUGCCAAUGGAGGUGGUCAAAAUAUCAACGAGGAAGACAAUUACUCAAUGAUCAAUAUUGACGACAUUCUUGUGGAAAGCACACCUGAGGUGACCAGUAGCACCAGUUUGUUUGCUGUUCAAAAUUCGUGUUUAGAUAAGGAAAACAGUAGCUAUAUGAUCAAUGAAGAAUCAUCUCCUCCAAUCAGUGCACGAUUACAAGCAUUAUCAAACAGUUUGAAGUUACUCUGUUCUUCGACACCAACGUGUAAGAUCCCUGUUAGUGAUGAUCCAUAUGCCUUAGUCUCUACUGAUGCUGUUACGGAACAACAAACUCCGAAAAUGGAACGAAGUUUGCAGGUUUAUGAUGAAGAGGAUGUUGCAAAUCCAACUACUACUCCUUGGGAAAAACUAAGCAAGCGCAGUACGGGUUUGCAGAAAUUGCUAGUGGAGGAUCUUCUAAGGUUUAUUAACACAGCUAGCAAGGAAGAAUUGAAACAAUUGAAUGGUAUUGGAGAGAAGAGAGCAGCAGCAAUAAUUGAACUUCGCAAAGAAUCGCCCGAGCCUUUUAAUAGUAUUGAUGAUCUAAUGAAGAUCGGACUAUCAGCAAAACAGGUAAAAGGAUUGAUGAAAAAAGAAGCUGGUGAGCUAUUAUUCAAUUAGGAGACGGAAGUGAAGUAUUCUUAGAGCAUAAUUGUUGUCAUAAGAGAUAAGAAAAUAUUUGAAUAACUGUCUAACACAUAUUGUCGAGUAAUAUAUGCAUUCUAUACUUAAAUUCUUUUGAACUUGAGCCUGAGAUAUUGGUAUAUGUAAAGUUUUAUGUAUAUAUAAAGGGCUGUUUGUUCUUAUUUU
Molecule: messenger RNA, 2463 nt
Organism: Cucumis sativus (cucumber)
Lineage: Eukaryota; Viridiplantae; Streptophyta; Magnoliopsida; Cucurbitales; Cucurbitaceae
Product: kinesin-like protein KIN-10C
Exons: 17
Coding region: 133-2274 (713 amino acids)
Biological process (GO): mitotic spindle organization; microtubule-based movement
Cellular component (GO): kinesin complex; microtubule
Molecular function (GO): microtubule motor activity; ATP binding; ATP hydrolysis activity
Source: RefSeq, a predicted model, not a curated record